Messenger RNA from Lachancea nothofagi CBS 11611, 942 nucleotides. NCBI's taxonomy places the organism in Eukaryota, Fungi, Ascomycota, Saccharomycetes, Saccharomycetales, Saccharomycetaceae. The record is from the annotation of a GenBank genome assembly.
AUGGCCGCCACUCCCGAAUCAAUUCCAUGCAGCAAGUCGUCUGAGCCAAUAGUUGUUUUGCCACCGACCGUGGCAGGCGCGAAGGAUUCGCUACACUCCCGAACAUUUUAUUCCGAGGUCCCUACAAGCAUCAAAGAAUCUGGGUGUUCCGUGAUUCUGGGGGUUGAUGAAGCAGGGCGUGGUCCGGUAAUUGGACCAAUGGUGUAUGGCAUUAGUUAUUGUACAAAAGAAUACCAAGAUGAAGUGCUGAAAAAGCGGUACGCGUUUGAUGACUCCAAAAGGCUCACAGAUCCAAUAAGAAGAGACCUGUUUCAGCGAAUGUACACUGGCGAGAUAGAUCAAGCUGGUUAUGCAACAACUUGUAUUUCAGCUUGCGAUAUUUCUAGCGGCAUGCUGCGAUUUCCACCGGAGAAGAACUACAAUUUGAAUGAGCAGGCCCACGAUGUCACAAUCGCAUUGAUAAAAGGUGUGGUGGACAAAGGAGUUUCGAUAGAACAUGUCUACGUUGAUACAGUUGGACCUCCAGCAUCCUACCAGAAGAAACUCGAGUCGAUAUUUCCCAACAUAAAGUUUACGGUCGCCAAGAAAGCAGAUUCUCUUUACUGUGUGGUGAGUGUGGCUAGUGUUGUUGCGAAAGUAACGCGUGAUGUACUUGUUGAUUUACUCAAGAGGUAUGAUAAUGAGGUUAUAGGCUCUGGGUAUCCAUCUGAUGCAAAAACAACUGCGUGGCUUCGUUCUAAUCGUACUCUGCUGUUCGGUUGGCCUUCGAAUAUGGUGAGAUUCUCUUGGCAAACUGCACAGACUUUAUUGGAUAAAAGUCCAGACGCCGUUCCGAUAGAGUGGGAGGACGAUCACCUAGGAAAGGGUUCACAGUCAGUCUCCGCCAUGUUUGCGGCUCCUCCCAAAGCAGUGACACUGGACAAUUGGUAUGGGGUGGAGUAG